Messenger RNA from Musa acuminata AAA Group (dessert banana), 1309 nucleotides. RefSeq names its product protein OXIDATIVE STRESS 3 LIKE 1. NCBI's taxonomy places the organism in Eukaryota, Viridiplantae, Streptophyta, Magnoliopsida, Zingiberales, Musaceae. The transcript is spliced from 2 exons. The record is from RefSeq and is a predicted model, not a curated record. The coding region runs from base 292 to 1053 and encodes 253 amino acids.
AACACUAUUUUUGUAAGAUGAGGCUCCACCUCCGCUAAUGACCAUCCUAAACUGAUUCUUGUGCAAGAAAAGGAGGAUAAGCUUUUUUGCUUUUACUUCUUGUUGUUGGUUUUUAAGUCUAUAAAUUGGUGUGCCGACGGCGCAGUCUUCCGUCGCUUAUCCUUUCGGCUAUUUUCUCUUUUUCCUCUUAGAGGAGCAACUGUGAUCGGAGCAUCUGCAUCGCCGACAGAUCAGAACCGUCGCGUUCUUUGGAUUUUCGGUGAAGGCGAAAAGUUGAUAUCGAUCGGACGGAUGUCGAUCGCACUGGAGAAACGGGGCGACAUUGGGCGGUCGGGGCUUCUCCAGCGGCCCGCCUGCUUCCCAAUCUACGAGGUGCCAGAGGCGGCGGCAAGGCUUGCGGUGGCGGGGGACGGCGGCGAGGAUUCCUGCAGCUCUUCGUCCAUCGGGAGGAACAGCGACCUCUCUGCCGAUGGAUCGGGGUCGGACGGCGGGGAGGCGGAGGUCCAGAGCAGGUUGAAGGGGCCACUAGAGACCAUGGACGCCCUCGAGGACUCACUGCCCUUGAGGCGUGGCAUCUCCAAGUUCUAUACCGGAAAAUCCAAAUCUUUCACAAGCUUUGUGGAUGCCAAAUCAUCUUCCUCUUGUAAGGAUCUUGCAAAAUCUGAAAAUGCUUAUACCCGCAAGCGCAAGAAUCUUCUUGCCUUCAGUGUUCUAUCAGAUAAGUCUAGCAAGUUAGGAAACAUGGAAGGGCGUAUUUCAAAAAGACCUGCCAGUUCCAGCCGAAGCAUGCUAAGCCCGAUCCUAAACAGUGCCAGCUCCAGCAGCAACAGCUUCAGCAGUGAAGAGGAUAAUGUUCUGGGUCAUCUUCUUCCUCCCCCUCACCAUCAGGGCAAAUAUUCUGGCGAUGCUACUUCAGCUACUGCUGUUUCUCUUUCAACUACUCCAUUCGGUUCCUCCCCGAUGAGAUCAUUCUCAGUGACAGAUCUCCACGGCAUCCUUCGUUCGUCCUCGAUUCAGAUUCAGACAAGGGAUGACCACAAAAAGAAUCAGUAGCUCAAAGAUGUCUCUCUGAAUUGAUUUGGUCCCAUGUCCCCUAUUUUUUUGGAUCAUGGGUUUUCAUCUAUCUGCUUGGUGAUUGUCAGAUGGUUGAUUGAAUGUUUGUACAGGGGAGGAAAUUUAAGUUUGUUUUUGCUAGACAUGAGAGAGUGUCAUAUGAAUGGCCUGACUAGGUCUCUAAUUUACAGGGGUCCUCCUGUCUAUCUGACUCCUUGUGCUUGCAUUUAUAUACUUGUUAUGCCCUGCUCUUCCA